Mercenaria mercenaria is the source of this 5304-nucleotide messenger RNA. Its product is annotated as toll-like receptor 2. Gene Ontology annotation, biological process: toll-like receptor signaling pathway; inflammatory response; immune response. Gene Ontology annotation, molecular function: protein binding; transmembrane signaling receptor activity. The record is from RefSeq and is a predicted model, not a curated record. The coding region runs from base 3202 to 5304 and encodes 700 amino acids. Lineage: Eukaryota; Metazoa; Mollusca; Bivalvia; Venerida; Veneridae. Gene Ontology annotation, cellular component: membrane. The transcript has a single exon.
UUGAUUUGCUCAUAUUGAUCCAUUCGUCAAUCCAGUCUGCCAGUCCAUCAGUACACUAUUUGUUUCUGAUAAAUAGCUGAAGAACGUUUCGGCCUAUAGAAGUCAAACUUCACAGAAUGAUUUCCUUUGGUAAGUAGUUCAACCUAAUUAGUUUGGAGUUAGUAGGUCAGUGUUGAAGUGGAAACCACAAACGGUUUCACUGGUCUAAGGUCAGUGAUGAAAAGUCACACAGACGUACAUGUAUAGAGUUGGUUUGACUUGCGGUUUUCAAACUUUGUAUGAUGAUUCUCAGUGGUCAGUAGAUGUCUUGAAUUGUUUUAGGGCCAAGGUCACCGACUUUGAAUCACUUGCUCCUCACCACUGUUGGUUCAAAACCUAACUGGUUGUGUAGAAUUCUGUAGCUUGAGCAGUCACCAAACUUAGGGGGAAUGUCUGUAUUUCUACCCAAUACAGUUCAAUACAAAACAGUACAGUAAGUCUCACUUUUCAUGACAUGGUAUUAUAUAUUUACAUCCAUGUUUAUAAACAUUGUGAAAACAUUUUAUGAAGAAAUAUGAGAGACUACAUGUAAAAACAUAGGAACAACAAAAUCCUAAGAUUUUUAUGUUUAGAUGGCAGUGUUACAUAACUAUUAAAAGGUAUCCUUUUUCAAAGGAAUGACCAUUUGGUAUAUGACUUUAAAUGGUUUUGUAUGAUCUACAAAAGAUGUAAUAAUAAGCACUAAAAGUUAUCACACAGUAUAAUUUAAAUUAAUCUUCAAGAGUAGCUGGGAGUCAGUACAACCUACUUAACUAUCUGACUGCAGUUAUUUAACAAUAUAUUAACCUGCUUUAUUUUUUAUGCCUAUCGGAUCUUAACCCAGCCCAAUUAUAUUAAUAUACACAUGGAGACUAUACCAAGUUCGGUUUAAUUUAUACAAUGGUAAAAUACAGAAUUUUCUGUAAUACAAGCUUCCUUGUUAGACCCCUACUGGUUGAAAACCAGUUCCAGGAACUAUAGGAUUACGCUUUUCCAUCCAUCCGUCCGUCUGUUAGUCCACAUUCGUCUCUGGUCCAUAACGCAUGUAAAGUGCAGUUUUGCAACAAAAAGUUGAAAAAAAAAUCUCCAAGGCCAUAACAACAUUUAGGGUCGGGUAAAAUUUAGGGUAGGUAGGGAUACCGGAAACAAACAAAUUUUUUACGCCUAUUGAGACGAUACUGAUCAUGUUUAUUCCAUUACUCUGUCAUCCAUCAAUGUAUUUUAAUAUUUCUUAGCACAAAAUGUUCCCCAUAAUGAGACCACUUGUCAUCCGCAAUAUCCAGACCCCUAGCUUUAAAGAUCAAGGUCACUUUGAUUUCAAAAGUCAACAUUAACCAUUUCCUGUCUAGACUGUGUAAUAUUUUAGUUAUCUUUUCUUGUCCUGUCUGCAGCUCUUUUUGCUCACCAGAGCACAAAGUGCUCAAGUGAGCUAAUGUGAUUAACAUGUGUCCGGCAUACUGCGUCGUCUGUCGGCAACGGUUGACGGUUAACACUCUAUAGGUCAAAAUAUUGCCCAAAUCGUAAUAAACUUCGUCAGAAAGUUACCCUCAAUAAAACCUCGAACGAGUUCAUUACUGGGUCAUCUGGGGUCAAAAACUAGAUCACUAGGUUUAUUAAUAGGAAAACCUUGUUAACACUGAAGACAGUAGAGGCCGCAUUUUCUACCUCAUCUUCAUAAAACUUUGUCAGAAUGUCUUUAUGAAAUGUUUUUAUAAAAUCUAGGUCAUUUUGAAACUGGGUCACCUGAGGUCUUAAACUAGAUCACUCGGUCCAAUCAUUGAAAAACCGCGUUAACACUCUAGAGGCAACAUUUUCAAUUUGAUUAUCAUAAAUCGUUAUCAGACUAUUUGUCUCCAUGAAAUAUAGAAUAAAUUUUAUGUAUGUCCAUCAGUCUGUAAAUUGUGCCCACGCAAUUAUCUUCUUAACCACAACAAUUAUCAACCUCAUUAAGGUUGAUCUUGGAAUAUUUUCAUGAAACUUGCGUCAAUCGUUUAUCUCAUCAAGACAACAUGCAGAUACACAACCCAGAUCACUAGGGCCUAGGUCAAAGUCAAACUUGAAGGUCAAACAUCUUAAAUUUGUGUCUGCUCCGUACCUUCUAAACCACCGGGAAGACUUUCAUAAAAUUAGCAUCAAUUAUUUCAUCAAGAUAACUUGCAGAACACACAUGCCGUACUACUAGGUCCAAGGUUAAGAUCUCACUUUUGGGUCAAAGGUCAAAUGGCUUCUUUAAAAAAACUUUAUGUCCACUUCAUAUAUCGCCGUAACCGAUUGGAAUAUGUUCAUAAAACAAGCAUCAGAUGUUUACCCCAUAAUGACCACAUAGAGAACACAUGACCCGGAUCACUAACUCCCAGGGUCAAGAUGACCUUUACAGGUCGAAGAUCAAACAGUUUACAUUUGUGUCAGUCACAUAUCUCUUAACCACUGGAAGGAUUUGAUAAAAUUCGUACCAAUUUUGCCCUCUUACAGCACAUAGUAUAGGUCAGAGGUCAAGAUCACACUUUGAAGGUCAAAUGCCAUGGUCAUAUUUUACUUGCUCCUUUUAAAAAGACGUCUGGGUGUAUUAAUCGCCUUAAAUGACCUCUGUAGUUGUGUGAAGCUUGACAUGAUUUAUUGUGGUUGACAGCUGUGCUCAUGUUGAAAACUUCGGAUUUGUUUCAAAAUUUGGUUAAAAACUGAAGGUUUCCCAUACCCUUAAUGUUAAAAGUACUUUCCCUUGCGUCAGAUAUUUUCUUUGAUAAUGAAUAAAUUAUAAAAUAUUUCAUGCAGUUUGAUAAAACAAUACUUCUUGAUUAAAAAUCUUGUUCUUUACCCCAUUUAGAGACGUUUCCUUUUUUGGCCAUUUAAGGGCAAAAGUGAACCUACUACUUCAGUGAUCAAAAAGCGAUCUAUGCUUUAUUGACAUCUAGCUAGUGUUGCAACUACGUCGUAUUUAUACAUUUUAGGAGAUUUAACUUUGUUAACUGUGUCAGAGAAGUCUAGUUUUUUUCCGGAUAUGACUCAACUGGCAGAGUUUACUAAAUGAUUAACACUUGAAAGUAAAUUUUAGUUUACUUAUAAGUCUAGUAAUGAGAAUGUAACUCACAAUAAGUAAUACAUUAGGAUUUAUGUAGCUGAACAUCUUUAUGUGACAGGAGGCGAUGUUUGCAUUCAACAAUGACAUUAAAGUCGUUUUAGUUGAUGUGUUUCAAAUAUAAGAUCAGUAUGGAUGUGAACGUUAUUGUGAUAAAGUGUCAGAUUUUAGUCUUUAUCAUCUUUUCACAGGAACCGUAUGUUAAGGCUGUACGAGAUAAUCACGAUUGCCACGUGUCUUGGACAUGUGUGAACUGGUGCGACCAGAAUCUUUCAUACAUUCCGAAACUACCUGAAAACACAGAAUGCCUGAUUUUUGAAUAUAAUAUGUUACCAAAUGUUACGCAAGGAACAUUCAGUAACGUGAGUAAACCUGAGAAUAUGUUGCAAUUAUAUCUUUGGCAUAAUGGCAUCACCUUUCUGUCAGAAGAUGCAUUCGCUGGGUUUGCCCAUUUGGAGUACUUGGAUUUAUCUAGAAAUAAAGUUCAGAAUGAUGACAUUAUGCUACUUCUCGGGAGUACCGCCUCAAACAGUCAUCUAAAAACCUUAAAGUUAAACUCGAUGAUGAAUUUGUUGAUUCAAGAGGAUACGUUUUCACUGAUGAAUGAAACCCAGCUUACUGCUAUUCAUCUUAGGGGCAACAAUAUAAGAAACUUUUCUAAGAGCAUAUUGCAAAGGAUGCUUAACAUCAGGACACUUGUCCUUGAUUUUAAUCUAAUACAGGAUUGGGAAUUUCCGGAAAUGGUGAAUCUGUAUGAACUUACAAUGAACAGUAAUAGGCUUUACCGUGUUCCAAAUUUCUGUUCGACGCACACAGACUCAUUGCCUUUAGUGCCUAACCUAGGUCAUUUAGAACUCGAUUUUAACAGAAUUUCAAGUAUCACCAACAAUACGUUUCAGUGUUUAAGAAAUCUUACACAUUUUAGUAUAGAAGGAAAUUUUUUGUCACUGAUUCCAAACGGUGUUCUGUCACGAACCCCUAAUAUUAUCUUUUUCAAUGCAAACCAAAACAAUGCACAUAAAGCACACAUUGAGCCUAGGGCAUUUGUAUCACAGACGUUACAAACUCUUGACAUCGGGUUUGACGGUGCCGCCCAUUUGAUAUUCAUUUCUGUUUCAGAAACAUUUAAGCAUUUACCUAACCUAACAACAUUAGAAAUUGAUUAUAUCAAUAUGUUUAGUUUGUCAGAUACAUCUUUGUCAAAACUCCUUUCGCCUCUGACAAAUUUGAGAUACUUUAAAUGUUAUAACUGUCGGAUUGCACAUGAUCCACUAAUCUUUCUUGAAAACAAACACUAUUUAACCAAAAUAAAUCUAGAACUGAAUGAGAUUAAAACAAUUAGCAGUGACACGUUUAGAAAUAACCCUUCUUUAAAACAAUUAUAUUUAAGUGAGAACAAAAUUGGGCACAUGAAGCAAUCAAGAGAGUUCUUAAAUAGUUUAGAGGUUGUAGAUCUUUCAAGGAAUCCUUUUGAGUGUGACUGCGAGUUGCAAUGGUUAAUAUCAUGGUUUCAGAGUAAUCAUCAUACAAGGAUUUCUAAUCCUAACAAAUACAUAUGUUCUUCUCCAUCAAAAUUGGCAGGGAAGCGAGUGGCAAAUAUCAAAUUUAGCUACAGACAAUGUCACCCAUUUAGUACUGUGGAAUGGUUCUGUAUGAUAGGUGGACCAGUUAUUAUUGUAAUAGUAAUUACGUCCGUUGUCAUAUAUCGCAAUAGAUGGAAUAUAAAGCAUUACAUAUAUCUUAUGAGAAAAAGGCGGAACUAUAUACAAGUGGAAGGAGAUAUUUACGCGUAUGACGCAUUUGUUGCAUAUAACCAAGACGACUCAUUGUGGAUUCGGGAACAUCUUAUUCCAGCCUUGGAAGAAGAACACAAUUUGAAACUAUGUAUACAUGAGAGAGACUUCCAGAUUGGUGCUUUCAUCAAUGAUAACAUUGUAAACUGUAUUGGUGAAAGUAAAAAGAUUAUAUUGGUCAUGUCUAAUGCAUUUGCCACAAGCGGAUGGUGUAUGUUUGAGUUGAAAGUUGCCAUCUCAAAACAUAUUGAAGACGGGACAAAAGUCAUUGUUAUUAUACUAGAGAAAAUACAAAACCGAAACAUGAGUAAGUCGCUUAAAGUUCUUAUAGAAACAACGACCUAUAUCGAAUGGACUGAAGAUCAUGCUGGACAAGAUCUUUUCUGGAUCAAGUUAAAAGACGCAGUGGGAAUAUAG